AUGGUUGGCUGCCGAAUCGGAACCUAUCCAACGCCGCCCUCAAGCCCGUCGAGCCCGUCGAGCAACGGAUCACUCGCCGAGUCUGUCGAUGCGGAGGACCAUCUUGGAUUCUUGAUUGACGGAAUCGCUGAUCCAGCAGAUCAGGUGUGUCAGACACAGUGUCCUCAAGGGAUGCUUCUCUUUAGCACCGCCGCUAUCUGA
Colletotrichum tamarilloi is the source of this 201-nucleotide messenger RNA. RefSeq lists its product as uncharacterized. The record is from RefSeq and is a predicted model, not a curated record. The transcript has a single exon. Bases 1 to 201 code for a protein of 66 amino acids. Lineage: Eukaryota; Fungi; Ascomycota; Sordariomycetes; Glomerellales; Glomerellaceae.